Monomorium pharaonis (pharaoh ant) is the source of this 1257-nucleotide messenger RNA. Its product is annotated as protein I'm not dead yet-like. Bases 9 to 416 code for a protein of 135 amino acids. The transcript has 2 exons. Lineage: Eukaryota; Metazoa; Arthropoda; Insecta; Hymenoptera; Formicidae. Gene Ontology annotation, molecular function: succinate transmembrane transporter activity; citrate transmembrane transporter activity. Gene Ontology annotation, biological process: citrate transport; monoatomic anion transmembrane transport. Gene Ontology annotation, cellular component: membrane. The record is from RefSeq and is a predicted model, not a curated record.
UGUAUAGAAUGAUAGCGGAUUCGAUGCCUGCAGUUUUCGUAUGCCUGCUAAUGUUUUUCAUCCCGAAGGAGCCGAUCUUUAUACACUUUUACAGUAAAGAUUCAUUCAGACGACCGACUAGAUCGUCCGAGGGUCUGAUCACUUGGGAAAUUAUUCAAAAAAAAAUGCCAUGGAGACUAGUAUUUCUGUUAGGCAGCGGUUUCGCUGUUUCUAAAGGUAGCAGUGUUUCUGGACUUGCCAUGAAAGUAGGAUUAGCUUUGGUGCCUUUGAAGGAAUUGCCUCCUCUGUUAAUGCUGUCUGUUGUCCUUCUGUUUGUUAAUACUCUGACAGAGUUUACUUCGAACGUUGGCACAGCUAAUAUACUUCUACCUGUCGUCGCUCACAUGGUAAGAAUCCAUAUAGCAAAACAAUGUUGAAUCAAUAACUCAAAAAUGUUGAAUUAUAACAAAUAUUGAAUUACACUUUCCGACUACGCAUAGAAUUUUCCAGUUUAUAUCCCUGUGCACAAGAGAAAAAAAGGGAUCGAAAUUUUACAAUACCUCACAUCUAGGGGUGUGUAUAAUAAUAUUAUUUGGUCACUGAAUUUAAAUUUGAAGUCGAAUUUCAAAUCCAAUCCAAUAUCGUUAUAUCGAGCUACUAUGUUUAACGAGAUAGCGACCUAGAUAGAUAGAUAAAUAGAUCGAUAGAUAGAUAGAUAUAUGUUAUUGUUCCCCUUAGGGUUACAAAUUUUUACAAAUACAAUAAUAUACAAAAAUACAAACACAAUAGCUUUAUCUAAACUUAACGUGAAACACUUAACCUACUUACACUUAAGAACUUAAUCUACUGAGGGUGUAACAUUCGCACGCUACGACGUCCAUACUCUCCCUCUUUCGACACCUACACACACGCUUCCUGCUAGGACUUUUGUUUCUUAUUGCCUUUUCGUUUCAACUUUAAUCAACUUUUGUUUCAUAUUAUAACAUUUUAUAUUUAACAUUUUCCUUUACUAUUCCACAUUCAUUCUCUCCUGCUUUGUCUUCCAUUCUCCACCUCCCAAUCCUCCCAGUCCUCCUUCCUCAUUCUCUCUCCUCCUCUCAAUACCCUUCCCAUCAUAUUCUGCCAGUUCCCAAUUCCCCACUCCCUACGCCUCUCCUACACGUGCUUCCACAUUUCCAUCUCUCCCUUACAUAGCCUACAUAAUUUUUCCUUCUCUCGCUCUCAAUAUUUCUUUUCCAUCAUCUGAUUUUCUAACCUAAAUCUUGCGAUCCUUUCCCA